This is a messenger RNA of Folsomia candida, 1883 nucleotides long. It is a transcript of the gene Gmppb, whose product is annotated as mannose-1-phosphate guanyltransferase beta. The record is from RefSeq and is a predicted model, not a curated record. The transcript has 8 exons. Gene Ontology annotation, cellular component: cytoplasm. Gene Ontology annotation, biological process: GDP-mannose biosynthetic process; cell wall mannoprotein biosynthetic process. NCBI's taxonomy places the organism in Eukaryota, Metazoa, Arthropoda, Collembola, Entomobryomorpha, Isotomidae. Gene Ontology annotation, molecular function: mannose-1-phosphate guanylyltransferase (GTP) activity; GTP binding. The coding region runs from base 416 to 1525 and encodes 369 amino acids.
CCUGACAGCUCAGCUCAGCCAACUCGUCAUCACAUUUUGUUAAUUGUCGUCAAUCCUCCUGCUGUCGUCGUCACCGUCGUCAUCCCUCCCGUCCCACUUGAUAAGAAGACAGAUAAGUGAGUGACGAGCGAGCGAAAAGUUUCCAAGCCUCGUCGUCUCAUCCCACUUGAUAAGAAGACAGAUAAGUGACUAGCGAACAGUUUGCCAAAUCGUGUGGGGGUCGGGUUUUAUGUGAAUUUUUGCACGUUUUUUUUCCCUCGUGUUGAAUGAAUUAUUAAUCUUCUUGCCUGUGUUUGUUAUCUGGUUGAGGUUGCAAAAUCCGCUUUUCGUCACGUCACUUUUACAUUAAAAUUGCGAGGAGAAGAAAAUAGUUCCAAGUUUUUUUUACCACCCCGUUUGACAUUCCAACUUCGAGAUGAAGAGUUCCGAGUCGUCCAGCAUCGGGAACAUGAAGGCGUUAAUUCUUGUGGGUGGGUACGGGACACGUCUCCGACCUUUGACCCUCUUCCGACCCAAGCCCCUCGUCGAAUUUGCCAACAAACCGAUCCUCGUCCAUCAGCUGGACGCUUUGGUGGCGGCGGGCGUGACGCAGGUCGUCCUCGCCGUGUCCUACCGCGCCCAAGAGAUGGAACAAGAACUCAGCUCGUACGCGGAAAAGGUCGGAAUCACUCUGAUAUUUUCGCACGAGACGGAACCCCUCGGGACCGCGGGACCUUUAGCGCUCGCCCGGGAGAUCCUGUCCUCCAAUCCGGAACCCUUUUUCGUACUGAAUGCCGACAUCACGUGCGAGUUUCCGUUCAAGGAGAUGGUCCAGUUCCACAAGGGGCACGGGAAGGAGGGCACCAUCGUCGUGACGAGGGUGGAGGAGCCGUCGAAAUAUGGCGUCGUCGUCUGCGCCGAGGACGGAAUGAUUCAACGCUUCGUCGAAAAACCACAAGAAUUCGUGUCCAAUAAGAUCAAUGCGGGGAUGUAUAUUUUCAAUCCCUCCAUUUUGGACAGGAUUGAGGUGAAGCCGACCUCGAUCGAGAAGGAGAUCUUCCCUGCGAUGGCGGACUCUGGGAACUUGUACGCCUUCGAGCUGCAAGGCUACUGGAUGGACAUCGGCCAGCCCAAAGACUUCCUCGUCGGCAUGUGCCUCCACCUCACCUCCCUCAAAGCAAAGGGCGCAAAACUCGCUACCGGCGACGGCAUCGUCGGCAACGUCCUCGUCGACCCUACCGCAAAGAUCGGGCCGAACUGUCGGAUCGGUCCGAACGUGACGAUCGGACCAGACGUGAUAAUCGAGGAGGGCGUUUGCAUCAAGAGAUCAACAAUUAUGAAGGGGUCCAAAAUCAAGUCACAUUCUUGGCUCGAUUCCUCCAUCGUUGGUUGGAACUGCGUGAUCGGGAAGUGGGUGCGGAUGGAGAACGUGACGGUGUUGGGGGAGGACGUCAUCGUGUCGGACGAGGUGUACAUCAACGGCGGAAAAGUCCUCCCACACAAAGCCAUCUCUGCCUCCGUCCCAGAACCACAAAUCAUCAUGUGACCACACCCCCACCAAAUUCUUCUCCAGCAAAGUAUUCUCGUCUCUUCUUCCAAACAGAAAUUCACUCCACGUAUUUAUUUACUACGUUUGACUUUACUCCUCUCUUCUGCCGGGUCAAAAAUAUAUCGACACCGUUCACGUCAGCUUUCUUCGUAACCUUAUAAACUUACCAAAAAACUUUUGACCAACUUCUAGGGUAAUUUUUGUCUACGAUUUUACUAAAAAAAGUUAGCUACAGAUAAAACCCAUGUUUUUCCCUGCAGAUCUUAGAAUUAGAAAACUUUACGGGGUUACGAAAGCUGACGUGAAUUGGCUCAAUAAUUUAAAAAAUGCACCAAAGAAAAAAAAAUAAGAGAAG